Molecule: messenger RNA, 4269 nt
Organism: Ascochyta rabiei
Lineage: Eukaryota; Fungi; Ascomycota; Dothideomycetes; Pleosporales; Didymellaceae
Product: peroxisomal assembly protein
Exons: 3
Coding region: 1-4269 (1422 amino acids)
Biological process (GO): protein import into peroxisome matrix
Cellular component (GO): peroxisomal membrane; cytosol
Molecular function (GO): ATP hydrolysis activity; ATP binding
Source: RefSeq, a predicted model, not a curated record
AUGGAAGCGCCGAAUGGACUGCAUCCGGUGAACCCGCGCAAGCGGAGGCGGAGAAGAAGACUCGACCGCCCACCGACUUCGGCGCGUCUGCUGCUCGACGAGCGCUUGAAGGGCGAGGUGGGCGUCCUGUCCGACGACCUGUUCGACGAUCUGUUCCCGGGGGCGAAGCACGACGGCGCGGACACCCCCCGCCAUGUCGCGAUUACCCCAUGGCUUCCAAGCUCCGUCGUUGCUUCCCAGACCAUCCCCUGGACGAUUCUCCCGGUGCGAAGCGCGGAGAAGAGCGAUCCAUCUGCUGCCCGCCCGCAUGCGUCGCUGCAGAUUCCCACCUCCGCCCUCGCCCUCCACUCCUUCUCCCAGCUUCUCCACACGCUGGCCCCGAACAAGACACAGCGGAGAGACGCGCCCAUCCAAGUCCGCAUGCACGACGUCGUGCCCGUCGGCCUGGACACCGUCUAUGUGAACCUGGACACGGAAGCCCUGCGCAAGCUGGACCAAGUGCAUGCCAAGUUCGGCGGAGGCUUCGUGAGCCCCUCCAACGGCGCCGGCGCAGCAAAGGGGCCCAAGAACCGCCAUCUCGACGUCAAUGGCCAGGCCAAGACGGCGCAUGGGAUAGACGGCGCGGUCCAGGAGAAUGCGUGGAAGGCGGCUGUGCGAGAGGCUCUGCACUCGCCAACCGUGCUGCACACCGGCGACCUGCUGCCCUUGCCCCUGCCUGCGCAUCCCAUCACCCACGUCCCGCCCCCGCCAGCCAAGAUCACCGCCUGUGAGCCUGUGUCGCAAGGCCUUCUGCUGCCGAGUACGCGCAUCGUCGUGCUGCAGUCCCACCGCAGCUCCAGGACCGUGCUUCCACCCCCCGUAAGACAAGCGCCCAUCUCGAACACCUUCGACGAUGACAGCGAAGCAGAAGACACCUCCAAUGACGCCUUCUACACCGCCGAUGAGCGCGGCGAUUCGCGCAAUGCUAGCCCCCCAGACGAAGAAUCCACGCCUAGCCUAGAUUCGGAUUUCUCGGGCUCAGAUGCCGGUGAUUUGUCGGACGAAUCUGACGACAUCAUAUCUUUGAGUGCGCCCAUGCUGCCGCCACACUCUUCAGGCGUGCUCUCGUCGUUCACCUCCGCCACGCCCCGCCCAGGCAACUACCGCACAAAUGGCAUGGCAACGCCAGGCUCGGUCUUCUCUAGCUUCACCGCGACCAGCACCGUGCGAGGAGCGCCUUCGUCCAAGAGCAAGGUCUUCAAGGCCCACGGACUGCUGCAGAGCAUCUCCGACGAGCUCGUGCAUCCAAGACCUGGCAGCGAAGACGAUGAAGAAGCCCGUGUGUUUGUCGAUACAAACACACUUGUCAAAGUCGGAUGUUUCUCUGGCGAUUGGGUCAAGCUCGAAGCCUCGGAAGAGCCCUCGGGCCAUCCCCUUUGGGGGCUUGGCUCAUUGGGAGCUGCUCAAGAGGAAGAGAACUCGAAUUGGCGCCCAGUCAGAGUCUACGGCCUACCCGACAACAUGACGAAGAAGGUGGCCAGAUACCCAGUACACAAGUCUGAAGGUGGCGAGCGCAGGAUGAGCAUAUCGAGCUUUUCGGGCCCAGCGAGUACCUCACUACCAGCAUACCUCUCCCCCAUUCUGUUGGCGAAUCUGGGAAGCCCCUCGCAUCUUCGAAUCACACCACUAGUCGCACCACACAUGCCCGGUCUACCGCGGACAGCUCUGCAGAAGCCUCGUCUGACGAGCUCAUCACUACCACCGUCUGCGAGAGAGGUUACUCUGCUCAAAGUAUCAACGCCCCUAUCUUCCGAUCGCCUGCUCCAGCCAAGCUUGUUCGCUGCUCUGAAGGAACACUUUGAGCAGAAGAGACGUGUUGUCAAAACAGGCGAUCUGAUUGGUGUCUCCAUCGACGAAUCACUUGGGCGGGCUGUCUUCCAGACCUCCACCGAAGACGAUGUUGGGAGUGACGAGCUGUUGUCCAACGCAAGAAAAACUCCCAACGAGGAUACCGCGGUCGAGAGCUCAAACCCGAAAGUCGUAGCCUGGUUCAAAAUCGGCAAUGUCUCCUCCAAGACAUCCCAACCCCGUGAAGGUGAAGAACCGGACAUUUGGGGUGGUGCGGCCACAGUCGAUGCUGCGAGCACGAAAAUGGAGAUGAACGGCAGCGAACAGGGCAAGACACCUGCAACCAUCGACAAUGCCUGGCAAUACUACCUCGGCGCGAAGCGAGCGCCGGUCGCUGCGUCUCAGAAAGUGAUGGCGAUGGGUGAACUUCCUAAGCCGUACAUUUCGCCCCUUCGUCGACGGUUGCGGGAGUUGAUGUCCGUGGCCACCAGCCCGAGAGCCAUUCAUCUGGGGCUGCCUCCGGUAGCAAUUCUCAUCACAUCAACUCAACGAGGCAUUGGCAAGGCUGCUAUAUCUACCAAGGCCUGCGAAGACUUGGGUCUUCACACGUUUGCUAUUGAUGCUUUCGACAUCGUCACUGAAGGGGGUGCAGGGGGAGGCGACGUCAAGACCGAGGGCUUCCUUAAGGCUAGGGCUGAGCGAGGUCUGACUUGCGGAGCGGAAUUCACUGCGCUGCUCAUCAAACAUGUCGACGCCCUGACCGCUGACCGCAUGAACGCGGCACUCAAGGAGAUCUUGGCUGACUCCAGAGUGCUGAUUGCCACAACGACGGAGAUCGACAAGGUACCCGAGGGCAUACGAGGUCUGUUCACCCACGAGUUGGAAAUGACUGCACCCGACGAAGGCGAAAGACAAGGCAUCCUGCGUAGUAUCAUCGAUGAUGCCGGUAUUCGACUGUCUCCAGAAGUUGAUCUUGGCAACGUUGCUGUCAAAACCGCUGCCUUGGUGGCUGGAGACCUCGUUGAUGUGGUUGAUAGAGCCCUUGUUUCGAAGCGCACCCGCAUAGAAGAGCUUGCAGCAGCAGCAAGCAAGGCCUCGUCAUUAGCAGAAGCGGUAACUACCAGAGACAUUGAACUCGCCGGCGGCCACUUUAGCAAUAGCAUCACAAAAGCCGACCUCGAUACCGCUGUCGACGCCGCUAGGAAGAACUUCGCUGACGCGAUUGGUGCGCCCAAGAUCCCGAAUGUCGGCUGGUCAGACGUCGGCGGCUUGUCCCACGUCAAAGACGCAGUCAUGGAGACGAUUCAACUACCGCUCUCUCGCCCUGAGCUUUUCGCCAAGGGCAUGAAGAAGCGCAGCGGUAUCCUCUUCUAUGGACCUCCAGGCACCGGAAAAACACUUCUUGCAAAGGCCAUCGCUACCGAGUUUUCACUCAACUUCUUCAGCGUCAAGGGUCCGGAGCUGCUGAACAUGUACAUUGGUGAGUCGGAGGCCAACGUCCGGCGUGUCUUCCAGCGUGCUCGCGAUGCCAGGCCCUGCGUUGUGUUCUUUGACGAACUGGACUCGGUGGCACCGAAGCGUGGCAACCAGGGUGACAGCGGCGGUGUCAUGGAUCGCAUUGUGAGUCAGCUGCUUGCUGAGCUCGAUGGUAUGAGCGAUGGAGGCGAAGGCGUGUUUGUCAUUGGCGCAACGAAUCGUCCAGAUCUGCUUGACCAAGCUCUCCUGCGUCCGGGGCGCUUCGAUAAGAUGCUGUACUUGGGGGUCAGUGACACGCAUGAGAAACAGCAAACCAUCCUGGAGGCGCUGAGCAGAAAGUUCACCCUUCACCCUGAUCUGUCUCUUGCGCGCGUCUCGCAAGGCCUGCCAUUCACUUACACGGGUGCUGACAUGUACGCGCUCUGUUCCGAUGCUAUGCUCAAAGCCAUCACGCGGCAAGCGCGCGCUGUCGACGAGAAGGUUGCAGAGUACAACAAGACGCACAGCCCACACAUCACGAUCGCAUACUUUUUCGACCACCUGGCCACCGAGGAAGACACGGCCGUCAUGGUCACUGAGCAGGACUUUAUGGAUGCGCAUAGAGAGCUGGUGCCCAGUGUCAGUGCAGACGAACUUCGUCACUACGAUAGAGUGCGCAGGACAUUUGAAGGUGCAGGAAAGCCAGACGAGAAGAAGAAACAGCCAACCAUCACAAAUGGAAGCGCAACGGCCGCCCCUUCGGCCAGCAGCAAGGGCAAAGGAAAAGCGGCCGCGCCACCCAAUGAGGCAGAUGAUAUGGUCAUUCGCACUGAAAAUAUCGAUCUGAACGGGAAUGGUAACGACACAAGUGGGAGCAGUAAGGGCAAGGGCAAAGCUCCUACAACCAGCCACGCAAGCAAGAGCAGCAUUGAUAUUGCAGAAGGAGGAUUCGGCAAUGCUGGAGAUGAUGAUGAAUUGUACUCUUAA